Paramuricea clavata is the source of this 1785-nucleotide messenger RNA. NCBI's taxonomy places the organism in Eukaryota, Metazoa, Cnidaria, Anthozoa, Malacalcyonacea, Plexauridae. The record is from the annotation of a GenBank genome assembly.
AUGUCUGAUAUUCCUCUUGUAAAAUCAAUGUUGGAAUGGAAAUUAGGCAUUGAAAGACCAUCAUUAGCAUAUGCAGCAAAAGCCACUUCCAGGCAGCCAAUAUUCGCAGUAGAUAUUCCAUAUCCACUACUGAAAUUAUGGCAAGAAUAUAUGGUUAUCCAGAGUUCAAGAAAGCAGACGACUGAAGAUGAUACAGCUGAGGAUUGUUGCCCAAAUAAGGAUCCACCACAAUUUGAUUAUGCUGAUCUCUUUGAAUUUUCUAUACCUGGAAAUGUCUUUGCCAUCACAAAUGAUAAAUGUAUCAGACAUGAAGUCAAUGAAUCCCUCCGAAAGAUUGUUGGAAAGGCGAAAUCGGCAUACAACAGUGCAAAGGGAGGGAGGAAAAGAAUGGAAUUAGAUGCUAGUUCUAAAAGAUUUCAUGUAUUUGAGGGAAUGGUAAUUUCAGUCAAGGAUCUGCAAAAAGAAAAUGAGGCGGCCUCUGAUCAGCUUGAGAAAUGGCGGCAAAGUUACCAAAAUCUCAAAGAAGAAAAAGAGAAGUUGUAUACAGAGAUGGUUACUGCGCUUAACGAUAAAGAUGAAGAGAUCAGAAAUCUUCACAAUGUAAACAAGGAACUUCUUGAUUACAUUAAUUGUCUUGAAAAUAAACAAACUUUUCAAAAUAAGGGCAAGGAUGUGGCCAAUGUUGCAAAAAAGUCAAGAACACUUAAUACAUUUAUGUCACGUGCUAAAAUUGCACUCUGGUUCAUGAAAUCAUUUGGCCUAGAAUUGAAAGAAAUCAAAGCUAUGGAACAACAGACAGGAAUAUUCCAUAAUCUUUAUGUUGACGACAAUACCAGUAAUUCAACUGAUGGCAGCAAAGGUUUUGACAGUUUGACUGAUUAUGACAAAGAAAAAAUUGAACAAGUUUUGUUUCUCCUGGAUAAAUUUUGUGUUGGUGAUUCAUUCUACCAUGAACUGACUAUGAUUGUUGAUGGUCUUCCCAAAUCUUACCUGGUUAAACAGAGGAGAGGGCAGCUGAAUGAUAUCAGUGAGGUGAUCCCAACCCCCGGUGAAGCAGAUGGUGCCCAGUUAUCUUUUACGGAUUUGUUGAAAUCACGAAUUCAAGAUGUUGUGAAUGAAAAUGACCUAAUGGAUUGGAGUAAAGAGAAAAUACAGAUAAAAAUUUCUGGUGAUGGGGCAAAAAUGACAAGGAAGUCAAGUUUCAUCUUGCUUUCCUUUUCAUUACUUCAAGGCCAAAAUAGUGUAAUGUCGGCAAGUGGAAAUCAUACAUUUGCAGUUGUCAAGGGAUCGGAAAGUUAUGAAACUCUCAAUGACUCGUUUGGAGCAGUUUUCCAGGAGAUAAAUGAUUUAAUUGAAGUGAGUGAAAUAACAAUUAAUAAUUCAAAAUUUGAUCUUGAAUUCUUCCUUGGAGGGGAUUACAAAUUCCUUUUGAUAAUGUUGGGAAUGAAAUCAGCAACUUCAAAUUUUGCUUGUGUAUGGUGCAAGGUAAAAAAGGAAAACCGGUGGCUAAUGGACAAAGAUUUAAAUUGUUAUAACUCUCCUCCACUCAGGCGCACGCUGCAAGAAAUAAUUGACAUGGCAAAUAAAGAGGGAACUCAAGGCAAGUACUCUUGUGUGCAUGAGCCGCUAAUUAAGAUUGAUUUAGACCAUGUUGUUUUGGAUGAGCUUCAUUUGUUACUUAGAGUAAUGGAUGUCUUAUUGAACAACAUAAUUCAGGAAAUGAUUUCCUGGGACAAAAAAGAAAAUUUUAACAAAAAAAAGUGUGAAAAAAAAAUACAAGAUUAG